Rana temporaria (common frog) is the source of this 569-nucleotide messenger RNA. RefSeq names its product C-C motif chemokine ligand 27 (gene CCL27). Gene Ontology annotation, cellular component: extracellular region. Gene Ontology annotation, molecular function: chemokine activity. Gene Ontology annotation, biological process: immune response. Lineage: Eukaryota; Metazoa; Chordata; Amphibia; Anura; Ranidae. The transcript is spliced from 3 exons. The coding region runs from base 68 to 355 and encodes 95 amino acids. The record is from RefSeq and is a predicted model, not a curated record.
AUAAGGCGGGUCUUCCAGAUUCUUCCAGAAGUGAGACAUUCUAUGGAAUCUCUUGAGACCCGGAGUGAUGUCUCCUCUGAAGCUCCUCGCCCUCGUAGCUCUUGGCAUGGUGAUCAUCUCGGCCCUUUGUCAAGGUAUGCCGAUACGCACCGUGUCCUGCUGCACCAAGUUGGCCAAACACAUACCGAAGAACUUGUUGAAGAACGUGAUGAAGGUCCGUUUCCAGAAGAGGGAUGGCCUCUGCAACCUGCGCGCCAUUGUGUUAUAUGUGGGCAGACAACAGAAGUGUGUGGACCCCAACAACAAAGCCCUGAUUGGCUGGAUAAAGAAGGCCCGACCAGCCAAGUACUCCUGAUGUGACUGAGAGUAGAAGAAGGACAUCUACUGCCCCUUGUGGACUGUAUAUUCCGUACAUUGGGGAGAAAAGACUGAGUAGAUGUCAGAGCUUUGUGUGUAUUAUACUAUUCUGUAUUAUAGAAUGAUGUACAGGAUACAAAGGAUCGCCCAGACUACUCACUGUUACAAUGUUAUUACACAUAGUAUGAGUUAAUAUGUUCUCAAACUUUGAA